ACUGAUUUCAUUAUCGAAAUGGUAACCUGCAUCGUUGGGUCCAGGAAUGAGGCCGCUUAUCUUCGCUAUCUUGGUCCAGCAUGUUAAUACUGUCAAGCAAACAAAACCAUUCUCGAAUUCCAUAUGUAAAUAGUGCCUUUCCAAAAUCAUCAGGACCAGCCGGCCUACCGAUAAAAGCCUGCCUGGCUUCGAUUGCAAGGCAUAACGAAGUUUUCCCAUCCCCUCAUAUACGCGAAGCCAACCACAGCAAUAGUUCGAUAUAACGAUAUAACGUGCAAUGCCUGUACCAAGCACAUCACUCCCUGAGUGUGCACGCUAUAUCCCUCCACCUGCCACUCAAGAGAAUUUGGACUUUGCGGAACUUGUUAUCAUUGAUUUAGCCAAGGCUCAGACUCCAGAAGGUCGUGCAGAACUUUAUCCUGAAGUGCGCGAUGCCUUACGCUCGAAUGGAUUCGUGUACGCUAUCAACCAUGGAUACACGCAAGCUCAGCGUGACCGAAUAUUUGAUAUAGCCGAUGUGCCUUUCACAGUUGUGCCCCCAGAUGAGAUGAAGAUGUACACGGCGGAUAUUGCAAAGGUGGGACACUAUCAAGGUUACAAGGCUCGUCGGUUUUGGCGUGUUGAUACUGAGAAUCAAGUUCUCGACCAGAUCGAACACUAUGGAAUCAAUAGAAACGUACACAACCGUCCUCAUCCACGAGCCCUACGCCCCUUUAUGCCUGAAAUCGAUGCCUUUGCUAGACACAACCAUACCAAUGUUCUUCAACCAAUCCUAAAGCUGUUGGCGCUCAGCCUUGAGCUCCCAGAAGAUGCUCUGGUGGAUAAACACAGGUUUGAUGUAGCUGGGGAGACAGCAGUACGUUUCAUGAAAUACUACAAACGGUCUGAGGAAGAAGAGAAGCUGUCGAGUAAUGUGUGGUUGAAGGGACACACCGACAUCGGUAGCAUCACCAUCUUGUGGAGUCAGCCUGUGGGUGGUCUACAGAUCCUGUCAAAGGAUGGAAAGUGGAAGUGGGUAAGGCACAUAGACAACGCACUGGUGAUCAAUACUGGCGACGCUAUGGAGUUUUUUUCCGGUGGAUAUUACAAACCUACCAUCCAUCGUGUGGUACAACCUCCUGGAGAUCAGCUCGCUUACGAUCGUCUUGGAGUAUUCUACUUUUCGAUGCCCGAUGAUGAUGUUAGGCUCAUUCCUCUCGUUGAGAGCCCUGUAUUACAGCGUGUAGGUGUGGAGCGUCGAUGUGCAGACGAAGAUGCGCCUUUCUACGAACAAUGGAGGAAGGAUAGGACUACUUCCUACGGACGUACAGAACUGAGGAAAGGCACAGAGAAAGGUGUAGAAGAGCAGAUUGUUCGUGGUAUCGUCGUCAAGAAUUACAACUAAUAUUCUCGCUUUUACGCUGGGUCGUGCGAUGUAUGGUGAACCACUUUUAUUCGAGUUCGACAAUAUUCUCUUUCAAACGAAUCACAUCUGGGAUACCUACAAGCUGGUCAGGUUUGGGGAGGACAGAAUGUAGAAACAUACGGCUUAUGAACCACGCAAAGGAAGCCCCAUAAAUAAUUUAAUACGUUUUCCAAGGUUUACCGGUUACCUGUCUCCUUCACCCAAAUGCAUUCCAAACUGCGGAGAGAUCCUCUCCAGACCU
Messenger RNA from Serpula lacrymans var. lacrymans S7.9, 1646 nucleotides. RefSeq lists its product as uncharacterized. The coding region runs from base 278 to 1384 and encodes 368 amino acids. The transcript has 11 exons. NCBI's taxonomy places the organism in Eukaryota, Fungi, Basidiomycota, Agaricomycetes, Boletales, Serpulaceae. Gene Ontology annotation, molecular function: dioxygenase activity. The record is from RefSeq and is a predicted model, not a curated record.